Eurytemora carolleeae is the source of this 795-nucleotide messenger RNA. RefSeq lists its product as uncharacterized. Bases 16 to 795 code for a protein of 259 amino acids. Gene Ontology annotation, cellular component: membrane. The record is from RefSeq and is a predicted model, not a curated record. NCBI's taxonomy places the organism in Eukaryota, Metazoa, Arthropoda, Copepoda, Calanoida, Temoridae. The transcript has 10 exons.
AAUAAAAUAUAUAAAAUGAUCAACAUUUUAGAAUUAGUGAAAAAAUUUCAAUCCACUGUGCUGGGGGGAAUGGAGGAUGGAUUCUGCAGAUAUGGAAAACUUGUCUCCAAAUAUCCUGCCGUUGCAAUUAUUUUCUGUCUGGUUCUAACUGGCCUAUGCUCGAUAGGAUUUAUGUUCUGGAAAGAGGAAUCAGAUGGGUUAAAACUAUGGCAGCCCCAGGAAAGUGAAUACACAAAACAAACAAUAUGGUUGAAAGAAAAUUUUCCCCCAGAUACCAGGUUCUGUUCAAUCCUUCUACUAGCAGACAAUGUUCUCCAACCUUCAGUUCUACAACAGUUCUACCUUUUAUAUGAGGAUAUUGUAAAGAUACCGUACAACGACACUUCAACCACCAGCUUCUGGAAAACAAUCUGUAGAAAAAUACCAGGAGGGGAUUGUAUGGAGUUCUCCCCCCUCCAGGUGUUCAAGGAGUCUGAUGGUUCGUACAACAAGGAGAACAUCAACUCCCUCACCCUCGCCCAGAUACAGGACAAGAUCAACACUGUCUGGGGUAGAACAGAGAGUUUGUUUGGAAGCGUGAGUAAGACAGCUGAUGGUAAAGUAGAAUCUGCUAAAGCUAUGACUGCAAGGUUUAUCAUUUACUCUAAAAAUAGAGAAGAUGAAUCCAAGGAUUUUGAACUGAAACUAAUCAAUAUGGUGAACACACGACAGUUUAAGGACGGAGUGAGAGCUUAUCCUUUAACUCCUAGAAGCUUUGGUGACCUUGUUGGUGGCUCAAUCAGUGGUAAGAUGUAA